This is a messenger RNA of Hevea brasiliensis (rubber tree), 1367 nucleotides long. Its product is annotated as plastid division protein PDV2-like. The transcript has 2 exons. The record is from RefSeq and is a predicted model, not a curated record. Gene Ontology annotation, biological process: chloroplast fission. The coding region runs from base 246 to 1202 and encodes 318 amino acids. NCBI's taxonomy places the organism in Eukaryota, Viridiplantae, Streptophyta, Magnoliopsida, Malpighiales, Euphorbiaceae.
AAAGUAACAGGAACGGUGAGAGGUCUAUCUGCUAAGAGCGCACAACAGUCACUGAAAUAGCAUAAAAUGCCCAACCCCAAAACCUCCCUUUCGGCGCUUCUGCUACAUAAUACAAACAAACAAACAAACAAACUUUGCACCCCAUACUCAUCAAAAUCCACUCACCACCAAGCCCAAAGUACAUUUCUUUUUUCAUUGUCUGCGAUACCCACAUCGAAAGAGAGGCAGAGGAGAAGGAAACAGCAAUGGAAGAAGAGGGAGUCGAGAUUGUAUUGGCUAGAGCAGUAGAAUUGAGGUUAAAGAUCAGCAAUUGCAUCCACAAAGCAAGCACCAGCACCAACAAUACCAAUGUCGACUCUAUCUCUUCUAAAGAAAACAAACAAGAAAAGGGAGGUGUUGAAGAGGGCGUGAUUGUGAAGGGGGAGAAUGAAAAGAGCGCUAAUUCUCAGUGUCUUGAUGAGGUUUCAUUGAGUGAAGCAGACGAAGAAGAUGACGAGACUGAGAGGCUUUUUAUUAUCCGCGAUGCUCUUGAAUCCCUUGAGCACCAGCUCUCCAACUUGCAGGAUUUGCAGCAACAGCAACGUUAUGAGAGAGAAGUUGCCCUUAGUGAGAUUGAACAGAGCCGCAAGAUGUUAUUGGAUAAGCUAAAGGAGUACGAAGGGGAUGACUUAGAAGUAAUAAAGGAAGCUUCUGCAUUUGCUGGUGAAACAGUGGAGCAUAACAAUGACCUUUUACUUCCACCUUAUCCAAGCCGUCCUCCACAGUCCCUUGUUGUAGACAAUCACUCUCUGUCACACUUUCCUUAUACACGCAAGUCCGUCCGGAAUGGGCUAAUAGCUGGUGAAGCAAAGAAGAAUCUGAAUGAGUCAGAAAGCAAUAAGGCACAGAAGGCAUCUGAAAAUUCAAGCAGAUGGUUAGGACAUUUCAUUGGUGCAGCUGCUAAGAUAGCGAUCACUCUUGGUGUGAUAUCAGUGUUAAGCCUGUCUGGUUUUAGACCUAAUGUUGGGAAAAGAAGUAUACCUUUUAAUAAGAUGGACUUGUUUCAGCAGCCAACAACUAAAGAAAAGAGAUGCAAUGAAUGUCCACCUGGGAGAGUUCUGAUUGUGGAAGGUGGGGAGGGUCGAUGCGUUGUGAAAGAGAGGGUUGCAAUUCCUUUUGAAUCGUUAGUUGCAAAACCAGAUAUAAACUAUGGCUGUGGUUAAUUUGGUAUUCAGUAUCUUCUUUUAUCCUUUUUUUCUUUUUGGUUUUUUCCUUUCUAAUGUAUUUUUUUGGGUAGAUUAUCACCUAGAUAUUGUAUGUUUUAUUUCUUUAUUAUUAGGUGUGAAGAUUUUGAUUCAAUGGCCCACAGUAAUUGUGAUAAUUCAGAA